AUGACGGUCUGGGUGACUCUACUUCGCGUGGUUACUUCUAUCGCCCAGAUUGGAAUGAUUCUCAGUCCAGGACCCGACAUUAUCCGUGUUCACAAGCACAAGACCACAGGCGAGAUGGCGGCACUUCCGCUAAUUGCAAUGAUCGUCAACAACCACCUAUGGACGCUGUACGGGUACCUAACCGACAGUAUCUUUCCGCUCAUGACAACGCAACUGUUCGGCGAGCUCGCAGCCAUGGUGUUCACUGCGAUAUAUUAUCGUUGGUCGAGUGACCGUCCAGCAUUGAACAAGUUGCUCGCUUGGGCUCUUUUAGGGUAUGCUGUCAUCACUGCGUAUGUGGUGCUGGGCAUUGCCAGAGUUACGAACCAAACCGAUGACGAAGCACAGUUCGACACGUGCUGA
Messenger RNA from Phytophthora nicotianae INRA-310, 402 nucleotides. RefSeq lists its product as hypothetical. Gene Ontology annotation, cellular component: membrane. The record is from RefSeq and is a predicted model, not a curated record. Gene Ontology annotation, molecular function: sugar transmembrane transporter activity. NCBI's taxonomy places the organism in Eukaryota, Oomycota, Peronosporomycetes, Peronosporales, Peronosporaceae. Gene Ontology annotation, biological process: carbohydrate transport. The transcript is spliced from 3 exons. Bases 1 to 402 code for a protein of 133 amino acids.